UUGCCCUAAGAAUGAUUGAAAAGUUGCACAGUUAUGCCAAGCCAGUUUCAGUAAAAUCAAGCCGACCAUGCAAGGUUCCUGUGUGUGAAGUUGCUGGCUCACGGAUCAAUUCUACUCCCGUGAAAGCAGAGAUAAAAGCAGACAUAAAUGCAAACACACCCAUAUGAACACACUCACAGAAACACAGCACCUGUUGACUAAUAGUAUAGAGACAUGGCAAAGCACUGAGGAUUCUGGGUGAAGAACGACAACCUGAGGAAGCCAUCCACACCAAGAGGUGCCGCAGCCACAGAGGAUUCCGCCAGAGACCACCACUACCAGGAUAGACCGGGGGGGACUCCCCACAGGCAGACCGAACACACCUCCCUUACUUAAAAAACUUAAAAAAGACUGAGACAAUAGCACAGGAUAAAAACAGCAGGACAAUGAGAUACAAUAAAACAGAUACAUGGUUAGAAUAAAAAAGAAAUAAUUGAAUAAAUGAGUAGAUAAAUAAUUGUAUAAAUUAAUAAAGAAAUCAGUUAAAAGCUAGACCAAACAAGUGAGCGUCCUUUUAAAAAGGUAAUGUGCAGCCUCUCCGUAGGCUUUUGUUGUAGUUUUAGUAAUAAUUAAAAGGCUGGUGCCAGAGGACUUCAGGACCCGUGAGGGUACAAAGAGCCUGUUUAAUAAAAUCUCUUAUUUUUUGUUAUUUUACAAUAACAAUAAUUUUACGAUAUCCUGGGGGGAAAAAAGUGUAAAUCUCUCCUUACUUCACAGGACAUUUAUUGAUAGACAUUGUUUCAGAACAACAGCUCUUGUUUAUUUUGUAAAUUGCUUCAUACAUCUACUGCAAAACAUUGCACAAGAAUGAUGUAUGGAAAUAUUUAACAAUUAAUAACUUCAUGUCCAGGCUGUAUACAGGAGAAUGUCAAAGACUGCAGAAAGAAAUAUAGUUGUUGACGUUCUUUAUGUCUUGCCGUUUACUACGUCAUAUGGAAUGUGUUCGCUAAAUGACUCGGCGCGGGUUUUCUGAGUGUUUUGCGGAUUUACACAUCUUUUUUAGCAGUCGUCGUACUUGCGGAAUUAACAAAGCUUUACGUAUUCAUCAUACUUAGGGUUGUACGGGUUACUUUAGAAAUGUAUUUCAAUACAGAUACUAGUUACCUAUGACAAAGACAAUAUGUGACGUCAUGAAAUCUUUUUUUUUUUUUUAUUCCCGGUGAGUAAGUGUAGCAGCUGGUAUUGGUAAUAGUUUUUAAAUAAGUAAAGCAGUGGGUAAUCGGUGAUGGGAUAGUGAGAUAUUGACUUCCGAUGCGGCCAUAAGGCUAUGCUAGCUAGCGCCUCCGUUUGGCUCACCAGCAGUCGGGAUGACUUUGACAGCGCAGUUUUCUUUGUUAAUGUUACUCAAAAUGAAUAAAUCCUCAGUGAAUAUAAGAUCAAAACAUCACCGUCCUGUGCCCAUUCUCUUUGUUGCACUUUUAAACUGGCCACGUUUGGGAAGCCAGCAUGUACAUCGAGUGGCCUGUGUCAUUUUCCUGUUGGCCAACAAAAAAAACUACCCAUACUUUGAGGUCCAUCGUUUCAAUUCACCCACUUGUAAGCUGCCAAACUACUAAGAAGGUUGCCGGAGUCGGCCCACCAGUUUGAGAGCGAGAGUUUAUUUUGCUUGCCACUGAGUCAUGUGACUGAAUCAUGAUUCGGCGAAUGAGGAAUCUAUAGGUCAGAGAACGCCUGUACAAACUACAUCUGCCAUUUCAAAGUGAUUAUAUAUCAGAUAUACAGGCGUUAAAUCGAUAAAUAUGAUGCAGAAUGCGCCUUCUGCUUUUUGCAUCCAGUGCCUUCCGGUCUUUGGCGCUAUCCGGCGCUGUGACGUCGAUUUAUGAGAACAGUUUCCCAGCAUCACCUCUAAGUGUCGCCAAAGCACGAAAAGCUGCAGAAACGUGCGUACGCCAGCAAUGCAGUUGGCGUGAGGCACCGCACAUUUCCACGGUCAUGCCGCUCUUGAUACAUCUGAACUUUGCCGUGAAAAAGAACGGACGCCACAUUUUUGUGCGUAAGCACCUUUUGUACAUGAGGCCCCUGGUCCUCAGAACUGGGAGGCAGACGCUCUAACCCGUCGUCCGCCGUGCCGCUCUUCACAUAAAUACUCUUGUAAAAGAAAAAAAGUAUGGUUCAUUCAUACUAAAGUAAAAUAUAUCCAAAAUGUUACUUCAGUAAAUGUAACGGAGUAAAUGUCGCGCAUUACUACCCACCUCUGCCGCCGCUUCUGAUACAGUAGACCACACCAUUCUUGUAAAUAGACUGAAAUAUCUGUAUGGCCUCUCGUGCUGCACACCAAUGGUUUUUAUUCUUCCUCGUUGAGAGAACUUUUAUGGUACAGUUAGAUACUUGCUUAGAUACACGUAAGCUUUGAUACAGCUCAUUGAGUUGGUGUUUCCUCACCUGGAUGCUCUGUACUCAGCCUUUGGUCCUUCGGUCAUUACAUCGUUAUCUUUUAAUUUUAACCUUUAUGUGGGCGUGUGUAUCUACUCUGUGUCCUUGUGGACGAGUGGCAGGAUUAUUAUUAUUUUUCAUCAUUUUCAUCUAUGUAAACCACUUUGAAGCCUCCUUAAUACCGCCGCAAGAUGGCAGCAAUACGUUGCCAUGGACACUCUGCUGCCCUAAAACCACCAUAGAAGAAAAAAGAAAGCGGAAGUCGGCGUGGCUUCGGGACGACACAAAAAGCAGCGACAUGGCCAGAGCACUGCCGAAGUACGAGAAGAACGAGGCACAACGAAAUCAACUGCAUGCUUAUGACGAGAAUUACAUCGUGUACAUCCAAGGUGAAGACAUCCAGCAGUUGAUUAGUGAUGAGGAAGAACUUCCCCCUCAAUCGCAUGGAGGGUGCUCCACUUUGGAGCUUGAGGAUCCACUGCCCCCCCACAUUAAAGAGGAACAGAAGCAUCCACAGCUUCCCCAUGUAAAAGAUGAGGAGGACCCACAGUUUCCCCACAUGAAAAAGGAAGAGGAGGAUCCACAGUUGCCCCACAUUAAAAAGGAAGAAGAGGAUCCACAGUUGCCCCACAUUAAAAAGGAAGCGGAGGAUCCACAGUUGCCCCACAUUAAAAAGGAAGAGGAGGAUCCACAGUUCCCCUAUAUUAUAAAGGAAGAGGAGGAUCCACAGUUGUCCCACAGUACAAAGGAAAAGGAGGAUCCACAGUUGCCUCACGUUAAAGUAGAAGAGGAAUAUCCACAGCUCCCACACAGUAAGGAGGAAGAGAUCGAUCCACAGCUCCCCAACAUUAAAGAGGAACAGAAGCAUCCACAGCCUGCCCACAUUCAAGAGGAAGAGGAGGAUCCACAACCCCCCCACAUUAAAGAGAAAGAGGAGGAGUUUGAUGUCAGUAAAUUGCCACUGACUGGUGGCUCUGUGAAGAGUAUAGAAGAGAAACCACCCGAGGGGUCAGAGCUUCAUCAUCUUUGUGCGAGUGAAGACCACUGUGGAGGACCACCACCAGACAUCCUCAUGUCUCCACUGUCAGACAGUGACAAAGUACCUUUGACGAGGGACAAAGAUUGUAAAGGAUUUAUAAUGGCUACAAGGAGUAGCAGGAGGAAACCACCAUUACAGGAUGCGAAAGAGCAUGCAGUGAAGGCACUGGACAAGACAGAAGAAUUGGAAGUACAAUUCAUGAACUCGUUGAAAGGUCGAGGGGUGUUUGCAAAAGCCUGUUUCCAAAAAGGAGACUUUGUGGUGGAGUACAGAGGAGAGUUAAUUAAUUCUGAAGAAUCGAAAAGGAGAAGGAUGACCUAUCACAAAGCAAGUGCUGUCUUCAUGUUUGACUUCUGUUGGAAAGGAGAUCUAUGGUGUAUUGAUGCAUCCGUGUAUGAUGGCAGCCUUGGUCGACUCAUCAACGCUGACUACAGGCAUCCAAAUUGCCAAAUGAAGCGGGUCACAGCAAAGGACAAACCGCACCUCUGUUUAUUUGCUUUGAGGGACAUUCAGCCAGGAGAAGAAAUAACAUGUGACCUCGGAGAAAAGGCUGGACCACAGACGAAACAGGACUUGGAUGAGUCAGAAGUUCUUUCGUCAGACAAAGUUGGAAUCAUCCCUCCCCCUCAUCUUGUAGUGUUGUCAGAUUCGAAUGAAUCUCAGAAUCCAUGUACCAGUUCUUCCCAGCUAAAUGGCAACAGCCAGAAGACAAAAGAGCAGAUGGAAUUGGAUUCCGAUAAACUCCUUGAUCCCAGCUUGGACGGCAGUAGUAAAGAAUACAUUACUAAGCGUGGUGAAAAUCCUUCUUCUGGUGAUGGAAACACCAGUAACAUUAAUGUCUCAAUUGACCAGAAACGAAAGAUGCAGAGAUUUCCAAAUGUAGAGAACAGUGAUGGGUGUCCAUCACUGCAAGAACGUGACGCCGCUUUGAAGCCUACUCUGAAGAGAGGGUGCUCCCCUAUCAGAAACAAAAGUCCCUUUGGUAAGAGAGAGAGAUUUAGUGUAUCCUUCCCAAAAACAGACACAAGUAGUGGUAACGCCACAAAAGAGAUAGAAGGGGGAGACACUGGAUCUCUGUCAGAAGAUUCAGCACCUGACAUGGAGGAAUAUCUACCAGACAGGUCCCCUUCCCUGGAUAAAGUGUCUGUGGAUUUACCUUGCGUACCUGCUGUUUGUAAAAAAAAGGAUGGAUCAAGGAUUUACAACAAAAAACAGUAUUGUUUGUACUGCAAGACAGGGUUUGUAAAAAUAUCGAGACACCUAGAGCGUGCACAUAGAGACAAGCCAGAGGUGGCACGGGCUCUCUCCUUUGCAAAACGCUCAAAGGGAAGAAGCAUGUGUUUAGAACGUUUAAGAAACCAGGGCAACUUUACCCACAAUGUUGAAGUUUUAAAUUCUGGCAUUGGAACUCCCGUGCCUCGCAAACGACCAAAAGACAAAUCUCAAGUCCAUAAUUUUUUACACUGUACAUUUUGUCAAGGCUUUUUUUUAAAACAUGCUCUUUGGAAGCACAUGAAGUUCUGCAAAUUCAAACCGAGUAAUCCGCCAAAUUCUGGCAAAAUGCGCAUUCAGGCUCUUUGUGGAUUUACGGCACCUGCACCACCUGGAGUUAAGGAACAGCUUUGGAAACUGAUAAACAGGAUGAUUAUGGAUGAUGUUUAUGAAGCUGUAAAAUCUGAUCCCUGGAUCAUGGAGUAUGGCCAACAUCUGUACAACAGGCAUGGGCAUGAUGCCACCAAACACGAGUACAUCCGUCAACAAAUGCGAGCGUUGGGAAGGCUGCUUGUAUGUUCCAGAAAAAACACUCCUAUGAAAACAAUAAAAGAUCAUAUGCGACCGUCAAAUUUCAUGCAUGUUGUCCAGGCUGCAAAGGACACGGCAGGUUACAAUUGUGAAACGCGUACAUACAAAAGCCCAAGUUUGGCGCUCAAAAUUGGAUACAGCUUGGAAAGGAUUUCAAAGUUGGUUGAAAGUAAUGCGAAUGUCCGACGCAACGACAGUACUUUAAAAUAUGCGAAGGCGUUCCGCACAGUGUAUAAAACCAGGUGGAACGAAAUUAUAUCAUCUGCAUCACUCAAAACAUUGAAGGAGUCCAAGUGGAAUGCUCCUCAGUUACUUCCUUUCACUGAAGAUGUGCAGACUCUUCAUUCAUUUUUAGAUACUCAGCAACAAGAUCUUUUCAGAAAACUAUCCUCAGAAUCCUCCCCCAUGACAUAUGCAGAACUGACAAAGGUCAUUUUGACCCAAAUCAUUUUGUUCAACAGACCAAGAGCUGGAGAAGUCUCAAAAAUUCCACUUUCUGCCUAUUUGUCUUCCACGCAAUCAGACCCUCAGGAGGAUGUGAACUUUGCACUGUCAGAUCUGGAGAAGAGACUCUUUCAGCAUUUCUGGAGAAUAGAAAUAAGAGGUAAAGCGGACAGAAAGGUUCCUGUACUUUUGACCCCAGUGAUGCACCAGACAUUGGACCUCCUUGUCCGAAAAAGGAAUGAAUGUGGGAUUUUACCAGAAAACACUUACCUAUUUGCGAGACCAUCCAGUUUGAUUUGCUACCGUGGAUCUGACACUCUUCGUAACUUCGCCAAAGUCUGUGGAGCAAAGAGGCCAGAAAGUCUGAGCUCAAAAAAAUUACACAAACAAAUGGGAACCUUGUCACAGGUCCUUAAUCUCACUAAUCCCGAGCUGGAUCAACUAGCUAAUUUUCUGGGACAUGAUGUAACCUUGCAACAACAGUUUUACAGACUUCCUGAGGGCAUACUCCAGCUAGCGAAAAUUAGCAAAGUCCUAAUGGCUCGAGAACAGGGACGUCUGGCUCAAUUCAAGGGCAAGUCUCUCGAUGACGUCAACAUUGAUCCUGCGGAGGAUGUGCAUAUGUACAGCGACCAGGAUCGUGACCCUGAGGAACCAGGUGAUGCUGAGCCAGCCUAUGAGUCAGACUCACUGGACAUCCAGCAGCUGAUUAGUGAUGAGGAAGAACUUCCCCCUCAAUUGCAUAUGGGGUGCUCCAGUUUGGAGCAUGAGGAUCCACUGCCCCCCCACAUUAAAGAGGAACAGAAGCAUCCACAGCUUCCCCAUGUUAAAAAGGAAGAGGAGGAUUCACAGUUGCCUUACGUUAAAGUAGAAGAGGAGGAUCCACAGCCCCCACACAUUAAGGAGGAAGCGAUCCAGCGAAAGCUCCCCAACAUUAAAGAGGAACAGACGCAUCCACAGCCGGCCGACAUUAAAGAGAAUGAGGAGGAUCGAAAAAACCCCCACGUGAAAGAGAAAGAGGAUCCACAGCUCCCCCACAUUAAAGAGGUGGAGGAGGGGUUUGAUCUCAGUAAGUUGCCACUGACUGGUGGCUCUGUGAAGAGUAAAGAGAAACCACCCGAGGGGUCAGAGCUUCAUCAUCACAGUCCGAGUGUAGACCACUGUGGAGGACCACCACCAGACAACCUCAUGGCUCCACUAUCAGACAGUGACAAAGUACCUUUGACGAGGGACAAAGAUUGUAAAGGAUUUAUAAUGGCUACAAGGAGUAGCAGGAGGAAACCACCAUUACAGGAUGCGCAAGAGCAUGCAGUGAAGGCACUGGACAAGACGGAAGAAUUGGAAGUACAAUUCAUGAACUCGUUGAAAGGUCGAGGGGUGUUUGCCAAAGCCUUUUUCCAAAAAGGAGACUUUGUGGUGGAGUACAGAGGAGAGUUAAUUAAUUCUGAAGAAUCGAAAAGGAGAAGGAUGACCUAUCACAAAGCAAGUGCUGUCUUCAUGUUUGACUUCUGUUGGAAAGAAGAUCUAUGGUGUAUUGAUGCAUCCGUGUAUGAUGGCAGCCUUGGACGACUUGUCAAUGCUGACGACAGGCAUCCAAAUUGCCAAAUGAAGAGGGUCAUAGCAAAGGACAAACCACACCUCUGUUUAUUUGCUUUGAGGGACAUUCAGCCAGGAGAAGAAAUAACAUUUGACCUCGGAGAAAAGGCUGGACCACAGUCGAAACAGGACUUGGAUGAGCCAGAAGUUCUUUCAUCAGACAAAGUUGGACUCAUCCCUCCGCCUCAUCUUGUAGAGUUGUCAGAUUCGAAUGAAUCUCAGAAUCCAUGUACCAGUUCUUCCCAGCUAAAUGGCAACAGCCAGAAGACAAAAGAGCAGAUGGAAUUGGAUUCCGAUAAACUCCUUGAUCCCAGCUUGGACGGCAGUAGUAAAGAAUACAUUACUAAGCGUGGUGAAGAUCCUUCUUCUGUUGAUACAAACUCGAGUAACAUUAAUGUAUCAAUUGACCAGAAACGAAAGAUGCAGAGAUUUCCAAAUGUAGAGAACAGUGAUGAGUGUCCAUCACUGCAAGAACGUGACGCCGCUUUGAAGCCUACUCUUAAGAGAGGAUGCUCCCCUAUCAGAAACAAAAGUGCCUCUGGUAAGAGAAAGAGAUGUAGUGUAUCCUGCCCAAAAACAGACACAAGUAGUGGUAAUGCCACAAAAGAGAGAGAACUGGGAGACACUGGAUCUCUGUCGGAAGAUUCAGCACCUGACAUGGAGGAAUAUCUACCAGAGAGGUCCCCUUCCCUGGAUAAAGUGUCUGUGGAUUUUCCUUGCGUACCUGCUGUUUGUAAAAAAGAGGUUGGAUCAAGAAUUUACAACAAAAAACAGUAUUGUUUGUACUGCAAGACAGAGUUUGUAAAACUAUCGAGACACCUAGAGCGUGCACAUAGAGACAAGCCAGAGGUGGCACGGGCUCUCUCCUUUGCAAAACGCUCAAAGGGAAGAAGCAUGUGUUUAGAACGUUUAAGAAACCAGAGCAACUUUCCCCACAAUUUUGAAGUUUUAAAUUCUGGCGUUGGCACUCCCGUGUCUCGUAAACGACCAAAAGACAAACCUAGUAAUCUGCCAAAUUUUGGCAAAAUCCGCUUUCAGCCUCUUUGUGGAUUUACUGCACCUCCACCACCUGGAGUUAAGGAACAGCUUUGGAAACUGAUAAACAGCAUGAUUAUGGAUGAUGUUUAUGAAUCUGUAAACUCUGAUCCCUGGAUCAUGGAGUAUUGCCAAUAUUUGUACAACAGGGACAGGCAUGAUGCCACCAAACACGAGUGCAUCCGUCAACAAAUGAGAGCGUUGGGAAGGCUGCUCGUAUGUUCCAGAAAAAACACUCCUAUGAAAACAAUAAAAGAUCAUAUGCGACCGUCAAAUUUCAUGCAUGUUGUCCAGGCUGCGAAGGACACGGCAGGGUACAAUUGUGAAACGCGUACAUACAAAAGCCCGAGUUUGGCGCUCAAAAUUGGAUGCAGCUUGGAAAGGAUUUCAAAGUUGGUUGAAAGUAAUGCAAAUGUCCGACGCAACGACAGUACUUUAAAAUAUGCGAAGGCGUUCCGUACAGUGUAUAAAACCAGGUGGAACGAACUGAUAUCAUCUGCAUCACUCAAAACAUUGAAUUCGUCAAAGUGUAAUGCUCCUCAGUUACUUCCCUUCACUAAAGAUGUGCAGACUCUCCAUUCAUUUUUAGAUACUCAGCAACAAGAUCUUUUCAGAAAACUAUCCUCAGAAUCCUCCCCCAUGACAUAUGCAGAACUGACAAAGGUCAUUUUGACCCAAAUCAUUUUGUUCAACAGACCAAGAGCUGGAGAAGUCUCAAAAAUUCCACUUUCUGCCCAUUUGUCUUCCACGCAAUCAGACCCUCAGGAGGAUGUGAACUUUGCACUCUCCGAUCUGGAGAAGAGACUCUUUCAGCAUUUCUGGAGAAUAGAAAUAAGCGGUCAAGCGGACAGAAAUGUUCCUGUACUUUUGACCCCAGUGAUGCACCAGACAUUGGACCUCCUUGUCCGAAAAAGGAAUGAAUGUGGGAUUUUACCAGAAAACACUUACCUAUUUGCGAGACCAUCCAGUUUGAUUUGCUACCGUGGAUCUGACACUCUUCGUAACUUCGCCAAAGUCUGUGGAGCAAAGAGGCCAGAAAGUCUGAGCUCAAAAAAAUUACACAAACAAAUGGGAACCUUGUCACAGGUCCUUAAUCUCACUAAUCCCGAGCUGGAUCAACUAGCUAAUUUUCUGGGACAUGAUGUAACCUUGCAACAACAGUUUUACAGACUUCCUGAGGGCAUACUCCAGCUAGCAAAAAUUAGCGAAGUCCUAAUGGCUCGAGAACAGGGACGUCUGGCUCAAUUCAAGGGCAAGUCUCUCGAUGACGUCAACAUUGAUCCUGCGGAGGAUGUGCAUAUGUACAGCGACCAGGAUCGUGACCCUGAGGAACCAGGUGAUGCUGAGCCAGCCUAUGAGUCAGACACACUGGACAUCCAGCAGCUGAUUAGUGAUGAGGAAGAACUUCACCCUCUGCAUGGGGGGUGCUCCAGUUUGGAGCAUGAGGAUCCACUGCCCCCGCGCAUUAAAGAAGAACAGAAGCAUCCACAGCUUCCCCACAUAAAAGAAGAGGAGGAUCCACAGUUACCCCACGUUAAAAAGGAACAGGAGGAUCCACAGUUGUCUUACGUUAAAGUAGAAGAGGAGGAUCCACAGCCCCCACACGUUGAGGAGGAAGAGAUUGAUCCAAAGCUCCCCAACAUUAAGGAGGAACAGAAGCAUCCACAGCCUGCCCACAUUCAUGAGGAAGAGGAGGAUCCAAAACUCCCCCAUGUUAAAGAGGAAGAGGAGGAGCUUGGUGUCAGUAAGUUGCCACUGACUGGUGGCUCUGUGAAGUGUAAACAAGAGAAACCACUUGAGGGGUCAGAGCUUCAUCAUCACAGUCCGAGUAAAGACCACUGUGGCGGACCACCACCAGACAACCUCAUGGCUCCACUGUCAGACAGUGACAAAGUAUCUUUGACGAGGGACAAAGAUUGUAAAGGAUUUAUAAUGGCUACAAGGAGUAGCAGGAGGAAACCACCAUUACAGGAUGCGCAAGAGCAUGCAGUGAAGGCACUGGACAAGACGGAAGAAUUGGAAGUACAAUUCAUGAACUCGUUGAAAGGUCGAGGGGUGUUUGCCAAAGCCUUUUUCCGAAAAGGAGACUUUGUGGUGGAGUACAGAGGAGAGUUAAUUAAUUCUGAAGAAUCGAAAAGGAGAAGGAUGACCUAUCACAAAGCAAGUGCUGUCUUCAUGUUUGACUUCUGUUGGAAAGAAGAUCUAUGGUGUAUUGAUGCAUCCGUGUAUGAUGGCAGCCUUGGACGACUUGUCAAUGCUGACGACAGGCAUCCAAAUUGCCAAAUGAAGAGGGUCAUAGCAAAGGACAAACCACACCUCUGUUUAUUUGCUUUGAGGGACAUUCAGCCAGGAGAAGAAAUAACAUUUGACCUCGGAGAAAAGGCUGGACCACAGUCGAAACAGGACUUGGAUGAGCCAGAAGUUCUUUCAUCAGACAAAGUUGGACUCAUCCCUCCGCCUCAUCUUGUAGAGUUGUCAGAUUCGAAUGAAUCUCAGAAUCCAUGUACCAGUUCUUCCCAGCUAAAUGGCAACAGCCAGAAGACAAAAGAGCAGAUGGAAUUGGAUUCCGAUAAACUCCUUGAUCCCAGCUUGGACGGCAGUAGUAAAGAAUACAUUACUAAGCGUGGUGAAGAUCCUUCUUCUGUUGAUACAAACUCGAGUAACAUUAAUGUAUCAAUUGACCAGAAACGAAAGAUGCAGAGAUUUCCAAAUGUAGAGAACAGUGAUGAGUGUCCAUCACUGCAAGAACGUGACGCCGCUUUGAAGCCUACUCUUAAGAGAGGGUGCUCCCCUAUCAGAAACAAAAGUGCCUCUGGUAAGAGAAAGAGAUGUAGUGUAUCCUGCCCAAAAACAGACACAAGUAGUGGUAAUGCCACAAAAGAGAGAGAACUGGGAGACACUGGAUCUCUGUCGGAAGAUUCAGCACCUGACAUGGAGGAAUAUCUACCAGAGAGGUCCCCUUCCCUGGAUAAAGUGUCUGUGGAUUUUCCUUGCGUACCUGCUGUUUGUAAAAAAGAGGUUGGAUCAAGAAUUUACAACAAAAAACAGUAUUGUUUGUACUGCAAGACAGAGUUUGUAAAACUAUCGAGACACCUAGAGCGUGCACAUAGAGACAAGCCAGAGGUGGCACGGGCUCUCUCCUUUGCAAAACGCUCAAAGGGAAGAAGCAUGUGUUUAGAACGUUUAAGAAACCAGAGCAACUUUCCCCACAAUUUUGAAGUUUUAAAUUCUGGCGUUGGCACUCCCGUGUCUCGUAAACGACCAAAAGACAAACCUAGUAAUCUGCCAAAUUUUGGCAAAAUCCGCUUUCAGCCUCUUUGUGGAUUUACUGCACCUCCACCACCUGGAGUUAAGGAACAGCUUUGGAAACUGAUAAACAGCAUGAUUAUGGAUGAUGUUUAUGAAUCUGUAAACUCUGAUCCCUGGAUCAUGGAGUAUUGCCAAUAUUUGUACAACAGGGACAGGCAUGAUGCCACCAAACACGAGUGCAUCCGUCAACAAAUGAGAGCGUUGGGAAGGCUGCUCGUAUGUUCCAGAAAAAACACUCCUAUGAAAACAAUAAAAGAUCAUAUGCGACCGUCAAAUUUCAUGCAUGUUGUCCAGGCUGCGAAGGACACGGCAGGGUACAAUUGUGAAACGCGUACAUACAAAAGCCCGAGUUUGGCGCUCAAAAUUGGAUGCAGCUUGGAAAGGAUUUCAAAGUUGGUUGAAAGUAAUGCAAAUGUCCGACGCAACGACAGUACUUUAAAAUAUGCGAAGGCGUUCCGUACAGUGUAUAAAACCAGGUGGAACGAACUGAUAUCAUCUGCAUCACUCAAAACAUUGAAUUCGUCAAAGUGUAAUGCUCCUCAGUUACUUCCCUUCACUAAAGAUGUGCAGACUCUCCAUUCAUUUUUAGAUACUCAGCAACAAGAUCUUUUCAGAAAACUAUCCUCAGAAUCCUCCCCCAUGACAUAUGCAGAACUGACAAAGGUCAUUUUGACCCAAAUCAUUUUGUUCAACAGACCAAGAGCUGGAGAAGUCUCAAAAAUUCCACUUUCUGCCCAUUUGUCUUCCACGCAAUCAGACCCUCAGGAGGAUGUGAACUUUGCACUCUCCGAUCUGGAGAAGAGACUCUUUCAGCAUUUCUGGAGAAUAGAAAUAAGCGGUCAAGCGGACAGAAAUGUUCCUGUACUUUUGACCCCAGUGAUGCACCAGACAUUGGACCUCCUUGUCCGAAAAAGGAAUGAAUGUGGGAUUUUACCAGAAAACACUUACCUAUUUGCGAGACCAUCCAGUUUGAUUUGCUACCGUGGAUCUGACACUCUUCGUAACUUCGCCAAAGUCUGUGGAGCAAAGAGGCCAGAAAGUCUGAGCUCAAAAAAAUUACACAAACAAAUGGGAACCUUGUCACAGGUCCUUAAUCUCACUAAUCCCGAGCUGGAUCAACUAGCUAAUUUUCUGGGACAUGAUGUAACCUUGCAACAACAGUUUUACAGACUUCCUGAGGGCAUACUCCAGCUAGCAAAAAUUAGCGAAGUCCUAAUGGCUCGAGAACAGGGACGUCUGGCUCAAUUCAAGGGCAAGUCUCUCGAUGACGUCAACAUUGAUCCUGCGGAGGAUGUGCAUAUGUACAGCGACCAGGAUCGUGACCCUGAGGAACCAGGUGAUGCUGAGCCAGCCUAUGAGUCAGACUCACUGGACAUCCAGCAGCUGAUUAGUGAUGAGGAAGAACUUCACCCUCUGCAUGGGGGGUGCUCCAGUUUGGAGCAUGAGGAUCCACUGCCCCCGCGCAUUAAAGAAGAACAGAAGCAUCCACAGCUUCCCCACAUAAAAGAAGAGGAGGAUCCACAGUUACCCCACGUUAAAAAGGAACAGGAGGAUCCACAGUUGUCUUACGUUAAAGUAGAAGAGGAGGAUCCACAGCCCCCACACGUUGAGGAGGAAGAGAUUGAUCCAAAGCUCCCCAACAUUAAGGAGGAACAGAAGCAUCCACAGCCUGCCCACAUUCAUGAGGAAGAGGAGGAUCCAAAACUCCCCCAUGUUAAAGAGGAAGAGGAGGAGCUUGGUGUCAGUAAGUUGCCACUGACUGGUGGCUCUGUGAAGAGUAAACAAGAGAAACCACUUGAGGGGUCAGAGCUUCAUCAUCACAGUCCGAGUAAAGACCACUGUGGCGGACCACCACCAGACAACCUCAUGGCUCCACUGUCAGACAGUGACAAAGUAUCUUUGACGAGGGACAAAGAUUGUAAAGGAUUUAUAAUGGCUACAAGGAGUAGCAGGAGGAAACCACCAUUACAGGAUGCGCAAGAGCAUGCAGUGAAGGCACUGGACAAGACGGAAGAAUUGGAAGUACAAUUCAUGAACUCGUUGAAAGGUCGAGGAGUGUUUACCAAAGCCUUUUUCCGAAAAGGAGACUUUGUGGUGGAGUACAGAGGAGAGUUAAUUAAUUCUGAAGAAUCGAAAUGGAGAAGGAUGACCUAUCACAAAGCAAGUGCUGUCUUCAUGUUUGACUUCUGUUGGAAAGGAGAUCUAUGGUGUAUUGAUGCAUCCGUGUAUGAUGGCAGCCUUGGACGACUCGUCAAUGCUGACUACAAGCAUCCAAAUUGCCAAAUGAAGAGGGUCAUAGCAAAGGACAAACCGCACCUCUGUUUAUUUGCUUUGAGGGACAUUCAGCCAGGAGAAGAAAUAACAUGUGACUUCGGAGGAAAGGCUGGACCACAGACGAAACAGGACUUGGAUGAGCCAGAAGUUCUUUCAUCAGACAAAGUUGGAAUCAUCCCUCCGCCUCAUCUUGUAGAGUUGUCAGAUUCGAAUGAAUCUCAGAAUCCAUGUACCAGUUCUUCCCAGCUAAAUGGCAACAGCCAGAAGACAAAAGAGCAGAUGGAAUUGGAUUCCGAUAAACUCCUUGAUCCCAGUUUGGACGGCAGUAGUAAAGAAUACAUUACUAAACAUGACAUCCAGCAGCUGAUUAGUGAUGAGGAAGAACUUCACCUUCAAUUGCAUGGGGGGUGCUCCAGUUUGGAGCUUGAGGAUCCACUGCCCCCCCACAUUAAAGAGGAACAGAUGCAUCCACAGCUUCCCCCCGUAAAAGAAGAGGAGGAUCCACAGUUGCCACACGUUAAAAAGGAAGAGGAGGAUCCACAGUUGCUUUACGUGAAAGUAGAAGAGGAGGAUCCACACAUUGAGGAAGAGAUCGAUCCAAAGCUCCCCAACAUUAAGGAGGAACAGAAGCAUCCACAGCCUGCCCACAUUCAAGAGGAAGAGGAGGAUCCACAACUCCCCCACGUUAAAGAGGAAGAGGAGGAGUUUGAUGUCAGUAAGUUGCCACUGACUGGUGUCUCUGUGAAGAGUAAAGAAGAGAAACCACUUGAGGGGUCAGAGCUUCAUCAUCACAGUCCGAGUGAAGACCACUGUGGAGGACCACCACCAGACAACCUCAUGGCUCCACUGUCAGACAGUGACAAAGUACCUUUGACGAGGGACAUAGAUUGUAAAGACAUCCAGCAGCUGAUUAGUGAUGAGGAAGAAGUUCCCCCUCAAUUGCAUGAGGGGUGCUCCAGUUUGGAGCAUGAGGAUCCACUGCCCCCCCACAUUAAAGAAGAACAGAAGCAUCCACAGCUUCCCCACGUAAAAGAAGAGGAUUCACAGUUGCCCGACGUUAAAAAGGAAGAGGAGGAUCCACAGUUGGCUUACGUUAAAGUAGAAGAGGAGCCCCCACACAUUAAGGAGGAACAGAAGCAUCCACAGCCUCCCCACAUUCAAGAGGAAGAGGAGGAUCCAAAACUUCCCCAUGUUAAAGAGGAAGAGGAGGAGUUUGGUGUCAGUAAGUUGCCACUGACUGGUGGCUCUGUGAAGAGUAAAGAAGAGAAACCACCCGAGGGGUCAGAGCUUCAUCAUCACGGUCCGAGUGAAGACCACUAUGGAGGACCACCACCAGACAACCUCAUGGCUCCACUGUCAGACAGUGACAAAGUACCUUUGUCGAGGGACAAAGAUUGUAAAGACAUCCAGCAGCUGAUUAGUGAUGAUGAAGUACUUCCCCUUCAAUUGCAUGAGGGGUGCUCCAGUUUGGAGCAUGAGGAUCCACUGCCCCCCCACAUUAAAGAAGAACAGAAGCAUCCGCAGCUUCCCCACGUAAAAGAAGAGGAGGAUUCACAGUUGCCCAACGUUAAAAAGGAAGAGGAGGAUCCACAGUUGGCUUACGUUAAAGUAGAAGAGGAGCCCCCACACAUUAAGGAGGAAGAGAUUGAUCCAAAGCUCCCACACAUUAAGGAGGAACAGAAGUAUCCACAGCCUCCCCACAUUCAAGAGGAAGAGGAGGAUCCACAACUCCCCCACGUUAAAGAGGAAGAGGAGGAGUUUGGUGUCAGUAAGUUGCCACUGACUGGUGGCUCUGUGAAGAGUAAAGAAGAGAAACCACCCGAGGGGUCAGAGCUUCAUCAUCACAGUCAGAGUGAAGACCACUGUGGAGCACCACCACCAGACAACCUCAUGGCUUCACUGUCAGACAGUGACAAAGUACAUUUGACGAGGGACAAAGAUUGUAAAGGAUUUAUAAUGGCUACAAGGAGUAGCAGGGGGAAACCACCAUUACAGGAUGCGAAAGAGCAUGCAGUGAAGGCACUGGACAAGACGGCAGAAUUGGAAGUACAAUUCAUGAACUCGUUGAAAGGUCGAGGAGUGUUUACCAAAGCCUUUUUCAGAAAAGGAGACUUUGUGGUGGAGUACAGAGGAGAGUUAAUUAAUUCUGAAGAAUCGAAAAGGAGAAGGAUGACCUAUCACAAAGCAAGUGCUGUCUUCAUGUUUGACUUCUGUUGGAAAGGAGAUCUAUGGUGUAUUGAUGCAUCCGUGUAUGAUGGCAGCCUUGGACGACUUGUCAAUGCUGACGACAGGCAUCCAAAUUGCCAAAUGAAGAGGGUCAUAGCAAAGGACAAACCGCACCUCUGUUUAUUUGCUUUGAGGGACAUUCAGCCAGGAGAAGAAAUAACAUUUGACCUCGGAGAAAAGGCUGGACCACAGUCAAAACAGGACUUCGAUGAGCCAGAAGUUCUUUCAUCAGACAAAGUUGGAAUCAUCCCUCCGCCUCAUCUUGUAACGUUGUCAGAUUCGAAUGAAUCUCAGAAUCCAUGUACCAGUUCUUCCCAGCUAAAUGGCAACAGCCAGAAGACAAAAGAGCAGAUGGAAUUGGAUUCCGAUAAACUCCUUGAUCCCAGCUUGGACGGCAGUAGUAAAGAAUACAUUACUAAGCAUGUGAAUCCGGCCGGUCACAACAAGGCGCUCUGUGUCACUUCCAAAUUCCAAGAAUCAUCACAAACCUCAAAGGAUAAAAGCGCGACAGCAUUGCAAGAAUAAGAAAUGGGAGAAAGAAGAAGUAGAUGCCGUUGAAAGGCAUUUGAUGUCGUUCAUCACAUCAAGCCAACUUCCAGGAAAACGCGACUGCGACAAGUGCCUAAUGUUGGAGAAGACGGCCCUGAGCAGUAGAACCUGGCUGUCCAUUAAAUUUUAUGUUAAUAAUCGUAUCAUAGCUCGUAAGAAGAAAGUUCAAUGCUGUUGAGGCACUUUUUUUUUGUGUAUUUACACAUGGAAAAAAUGUUGGUGAGCCCUUUGUUAAUUAAAGAAAACCACAAUGAGUCAGA
Molecule: messenger RNA, 16947 nt
Organism: Phyllopteryx taeniolatus (common seadragon)
Lineage: Eukaryota; Metazoa; Chordata; Actinopteri; Syngnathiformes; Syngnathidae
Exons: 40
Coding region: 2426-16663 (4745 amino acids)
Molecular function (GO): protein binding
Source: RefSeq, a predicted model, not a curated record